Messenger RNA from Lethenteron reissneri (Far Eastern brook lamprey), 1540 nucleotides. Its product is annotated as ferritin heavy chain B-like. The record is from RefSeq and is a predicted model, not a curated record. Gene Ontology annotation, cellular component: cytoplasm. Lineage: Eukaryota; Metazoa; Chordata; Hyperoartia; Petromyzontiformes; Petromyzontidae. Gene Ontology annotation, biological process: intracellular iron ion homeostasis; iron ion transport. Gene Ontology annotation, molecular function: ferric iron binding; ferrous iron binding.
UCCUCCACCGCUCACAGUCUCUGGAGCUCACACAGGACGCGGUUCUUGCUUCAACAGUGCUUGAACAGAACUCACCCCCUGUGUCUUCUCACUUAACUCUCAAACGUUACCAACUACCACAACACCAACUACAACAUGACGUCCCAGAUCCGUCAGAACUUCAGCCAGGAGGUGGAGGCAGCCAUCAACCGCCAGGUCAACCAGGAGCUCUACGCCUCCUACGUCUACCUGUCCCUGGCGAGCUACUUCGACCGCGAUGACGUGGCCCUGAAGCACUUCCACAAGUUCUUCAAGGAUCUGUCGCACGAGGAGCGCGAACACGCCGAGAAGCUGCUCGAGUACCAGAACAAGCGCGGCGGGCGCGCCGUGCUCCAGGACAUCAAGAAGCCGGAGCGUGACGAGUGGGGCAGUGGCCUGGAGGCCAUGCAGCUCGCCCUGCAGCUGGAGAAGACCGUGAACCAGGCCCUGCUGGAUCUCCACGCUCUGGCCAGCGAGAAGAAAGACCCGCAGCUGUGCGACUUCCUGGAGCACGAGUUCCUGGAGGAGCAGGUGGAGUCCAUCAAGAAGCUUGGGGACCACGUCACCAACCUCAAGCGCCUGGGCGUGCCGCACUCCACGACAGGAGAGUACCUCUUCGACAAGCUCACGCUGGGCAGCAGCUGAGCUGCGUCUCCGUCGCCCCCAGCCUCGCCACGCUCAGCCUCUCUGUACCCCGCGGCGACUCCUCCUUGAGAAAUGGCAUUUGUCUGUUGGUUAGUUAGUCAGUCAGUCACAGCACUCGCUUGAGUCAUGUUCAUUGUUCUGUUCACCGCCAAGCAAGCACCACCUAUGACCUUUGACCUAGGUCAAUAAAACUCACUGAAGGUUUUGAGCUUACUUACCUUAAGGGGUGUUUCAAAAGUCUAAAUGCUCUCAUUCCAUCGCUCUUAACGGUUGAGUUGAGUUAGGAAAUGAUCAGUAGAAUGAAGAAAAUGUGGGGGACAAAUUUAUUAUUAGGGGGUGGGGGGGGGGGCUAAAGGCAUACAAAUUGACAGCAAUUUUCUAAUGAAUAAAAACGAGCACAAGUAGCCUCGACACAAGUGCCCCCUAUGUCAGGAGGUUCUCGUGCAGAGACAUCUCCGCCUCCGUGGAGGAGUGUGCACCUCCAAAUCCAUACCCAGAGACGUCCCCGGCACCGUGCCCCGUGCACUCGGCAGCGGCCCGCAGACAAAUCCCUCUUCUCCUCGUAGGCGGUCGACGGCCACCUGUCCGAUUGUAAAGGCGCAUCUUCCUCUUCCUGAUGAAUGCAACAUCGUCACCGGAGCCAUAAGCUCGGUCAGAGUCGACCACGGGAAGCUCACGGAGGAGGAGGAGCGCCAAGCGGGCCGGAGCGGCCGCGUCCCUGGCGGGGCGCGGGGCCUCUCUGCGGCGACUCUUCCCGUGGCCUUCACUCUCCGCCUGUGGGCGGUGGCGAUGGUCCAACCGGGGUGUGAGUGCGAGGGCCGCCGAGAUGGAGCUGCUGUGCUGAGAAGGAGCCUCUAAUAAAGUGUGACGAGCAUCA